AUGGAAGCUGCCAGGUUAUUCGCCAUCCUCAAUAAUGAGUCUCUCAAUCUCAUCGAAUGCGAGAGCGAAGCGAGAGGUCUGUCGGACGAUCAAGUGCGAAAAGGUAAAAGGGCCGGCGAUUCGGCGAUGUCGUAUCCCUAUCUAAACCAGACGUUGCCCACCCCUGAUCCCAUGGCCAGCGAAUAUACCGCGCAGUCGUUCCGGCCGCUGCUGAACAAACUCGUCCAGACACCAGAGUAUUUUUCAGCGGAUGAUCUCAAACAGGCGCUCAAUCACUUGUUCACACCCGAUAUCCUACAUCCAGCACAGAUCGGGGCGUUCUUGACUGCGCUCCAUAUCCAUAGGGUGGAGAGACGGCCGGAGUCGUUGGCAGCAGCAGCCAGCGUGUUGCGCGCACGUGCGUUGAAGGCUUCGGUACAGGACGCUGAGGGCGAUUUUGUGGUCGACAUCGUCGGGACUGGUGGGGACGGCUACAACCUGUUUAAUGUUAGCACGACAGCAGCGGUGGUGGCUGCAGGUGCAGGAGCGCGUGUUAUCAAGCAUGGGAGUCGCGCAUCGACCUCGUCGUCUGGCUCCGCCGACCUGCUCGAGUCCCUAGAAUGUCUCUUCGUCGCACCCACGCCGGGCUUGCCCACACCGAUCCCCCGCAUCCCCUUCACGUUCAUCCUCGCGCCGCAUUACCACCCUGCGCUCGCCAUGAUCGCGCCAUACCGCAAGUCUCUCCCCUUCCGCACCAUGUUCAACGUCCUUGGACCCCUCAUCAACCCAGCCUGUCCCCGUGGAAUGGUCCUUGGCGUCGCAGAACGUGAGAUCGGGCAGACCUUCGCCCAUUCGCUGCGAGAAGGCGGCGUUGAGCGCGCGCUGGUCGUGUGCGGCUUCGAGGGUCUUGACGAGAUCAGCUGUGCGGGCCCCACGCACGCCUGGGAGCUCAAGGAUGGGAAUGUGACAGCGACCACGCUGACGCCUGCGGACUUUGGCCUGCCUGCACACCCGCUCACCGCUGUGGGGGGAGGUGGACCGCAAGAGAACGCGGAGACGUUCACGACGCUGCUCACAUCUGGGGAAAACAUACCUGAGAAGCUCGUCCCUGUACUGGACUUUGUGCUUAUGAAUGCCUCUGCGUUGUUGGUGGUAGCGGGCAUCGCGAAGGAUUAUAAGGAAGGUGCGCAACUUGCGCGUGAAAGUGUUACUUCUGGGAAAGCGUGGGAGGCGUUGAGCAUCUUCCGCGACGCCGGGAAGAGUGGAGUUGCUUUCUCAUAA
This is a messenger RNA of Psilocybe cubensis, 1260 nucleotides long. RefSeq lists its product as uncharacterized. The record is from RefSeq and is a predicted model, not a curated record. The transcript is spliced from 3 exons. The coding region runs from base 1 to 1260 and encodes 419 amino acids. Lineage: Eukaryota; Fungi; Basidiomycota; Agaricomycetes; Agaricales; Agrocybaceae. Gene Ontology annotation, cellular component: cytosol. Gene Ontology annotation, molecular function: anthranilate phosphoribosyltransferase activity. Gene Ontology annotation, biological process: L-tryptophan biosynthetic process.